UAUUUUGAAACAUCAUGGCGGCGCACACGGCUCCUGCAGCUAUCAGAUGCUCAAUUAAGUUUUUCCUAAAUGACUCUCUUCUGAUCUCGAAGAAAAUCUUCCGACUGUCAGCCAGCUGUAGGAGACAAGGUUACACCAGUUGGAGAACCUGCAGUUCAUCUUCAUCCUCCUCCUCCUCCUCCUCUGACUCUCCAGCUGCAGAUGCAUGUGCCAUCAGUGACACUUUGAAACACUACGAUUACCUUGUUCAGUGUGACUCUCUGAGGAAAGAUGUUCUGCAGAGAGAUGUGAUUAAGCAGCUGGCUCAGCUUCAGCACACCCUGAAGAAUUACAGCAACUCCAUCUACUUGAACCCAGCUCCACAGAGUUUUAAGCCUAAAGAGGAAAGCAAUCAACUCCAGAAGGGAAGCAAAGGUGGAGAGGCUUGCAAAAAGGAGGAACUUUCUCCACCUCCUCCACCUCCUCCUCCUCCUCCUCCUCCACCCAAAGGCUUCUAUAUCCAUGGAGAUGUUGGCACAGGGAAGACCAUGCUCAUGGACAUGUUUUACUCCCUUGUGGAAAACCCUCGUAAAAAGAGAGUCCACUUCAAUGGCUUCAUGUUGGACAUCCACAAAAGGAUCCAUCGGAGGAAACAAAGCCUGCCAAAACGAAGGCUAGGGAAAAUGUUCACCUAUGACCCCAUAUCGCCGGUUGCCAUGGAGAUCAGCAGUGAAACCUGCCUCCUGUGUUUUGACGAGUUUCAGGUUACCGACAUCGCUGAUGCCAUGAUCCUGAAGCAGCUGUUUGAAACUCUGUUCAAGACUGGAGUAGUAGUGGUGGCCACCUCCAACCGACCCCCCAAUGAUCUGUACAAAAACGGACUUCAGAGGGACACCUUUCUACCUUUCAUCGACGUGCUGAAGGAGUACUGUCACACCAUCCGCCUGGACUCUGGGAUCGACUACAGGAGGCUGGAUAAGGCUGAGGCAGGGAAACUCUUCUACCUCACAGGGGAACCUGGUGCUGAGGCCCUCUUGGAUGCGCUGUUUGAGGAGCUCGCCUUAAAACAAAAAAUUGUGCCGGGCCCAAAGGUGCUCACGGUGCUGGGCAGAGAGGUGACUCUGGAAAAGACCUGUGGAUCCAUCGCUGACUGUACUUUUCAUGAGCUGUGUGACAGAGCUUUAGGUGCCAGUGACUACCUGGAAAUGGCUCGGCUCUUUGACACCGUGUUCAUCCGUCAUGUUCCUCUGAUGACUCUGAAGCUGAAGGACCAGGCCAGGCGCUUCACCACCCUCAUAGACAACUUCUACGACAACAAGGUGAGGGUGGUGCUGCUGGCAGCAGCUCCUGUAGAGCGGCUGUUUGUUUACAGCGGAGGGGAAGACGAGAGAGACCGACAGCUGCUGGAUGACCUGGGCCUCAGCGGGGAUGCAGCGGAGCAUCUGACUCUGUUCACAUCUGAGGAGGAGAUCUUUGCCUUCCAGAGGACCGUCUCCAGACUGACCGAGAUGCAGACAGAGCCGUACUGGAUGGAGGGAGACGGCAGACGUAACAAGAAACACAAGAACACUCAACAUCUUCUGCUGACUGACAUAAACAUACACCUCCAUACAACACAGUACCUCACUAACGACUGACGCUGCAAAACAGAGUUUGAGAUUGAACAGAAUCAGAAAAGACCCGCAGCAGUUUCCUCCAUUACAUCUAAGAGACACUUGAUACCUACAGAAAUGUAAGCCUAUCAAACACAAUACCUGCUUUGGGUUAGUAUCUAACUUCCUUCCAUCUAAUGCAUAUAUGUGUUAAAGAGUUUUCCUCUUUAGUCUUUCUCUAUGAGGUGUGCUCUCUCCCCCUUGUGGACCCUUUAGUUUGAAGAACAUGGAAAGCUCUUCAGCGAGAGUGAAACACAAGACAAACAGGUGCCUACUUCAGGGAGAGAUAGAGGGCAGCUUCCCUUAGAGUGAUCGGAUACCGCCCUCUAGUGGGUGAACGUGACUCUCCCUGUCUUUAUGAAAUAACAUCCAUCUCUGUGUGGUUUUUGAUUACACUAUCAUGGUAUGAAACCUAAUUCAGGUUUAGAAUUAUUUGAGUGCUGUUAAUCCAUGUAUUCAAUUAGUGAAGUUAUGGGAAAUGGGAAGGCCUGUUUUUUGUAACUGUAAGACCUUGGAAAUAAGUCGUUAUGUAGUCCAGGACUGAAACAGGAUUGUUUGUGUUUUUAACAUUGUCCUUAUGUCAAAAUCAGAAAAUUGCUCCUCUCAGAUUUGCUUUUCAUAAUCAACUGUUGUAUGCAAACUUUAUUACAAGGGGGUCUUGAAUCCAGACUAUUCAAAGUAAUGUCAUGUGGUUGUACUGAUAAUUAAUUAACAUUAGAAAUGAAUUACUUCAUUUUGUAGGAAGAGAGGUAAGUACAGCCUCUUAUAUGGAGAAUUGUAUUUAAUUAAGGCCAAACAAUACUAAAUAAAUGGACCAUUAUAAUAGAAAUAUUGUGUUUUCAUAAGCUCCAAAUUGCCCAAGAAAAAGUCACACCUGAAACUUCAUACUAAAACUGUGUAAUAAAUUUAAAGCAUUAUUUCAUUUUGUAAGCCAAACUAUGAA
Messenger RNA from Notolabrus celidotus (New Zealand spotty), 2574 nucleotides. It is a transcript of the gene afg1lb, whose product is annotated as AFG1 like ATPase b. Gene Ontology annotation, cellular component: mitochondrion; cytoplasm. Gene Ontology annotation, molecular function: ATP binding; ATP hydrolysis activity. Lineage: Eukaryota; Metazoa; Chordata; Actinopteri; Labriformes; Labridae. The record is from RefSeq and is a predicted model, not a curated record.